This is a messenger RNA of Hypoxylon fragiforme, 756 nucleotides long. RefSeq lists its product as uncharacterized. The coding region runs from base 1 to 756 and encodes 251 amino acids. The record is from RefSeq and is a predicted model, not a curated record. Lineage: Eukaryota; Fungi; Ascomycota; Sordariomycetes; Xylariales; Hypoxylaceae. The transcript has 2 exons.
AUGGCAACGUACGGACUACGAUCAUCAGCCAACAUGUGGCUACCAGUCGAAAAAGAUGAAGUCAAGUCUGCCGAGGAGGCUUAUGCAAGCACGCAGCUGGUUCCGCACCAACUAUUUUCAUUCCAUAAUAAGCUUGUCCAGAAGCUGGACCACUCAAUGGUUGUUGAUGCUUGGCAUCAUCUUCGCAUGCUAGGUGGCCCGUACAAGGAGGAAAUGGAGUCGUUUUUUCGACUCAAAUACUUACCAACGACCAGUCUAUGUAUUCAUGGCUACGAUCUCCUUAUCUAUUUGAAGUUUGUCAAGGUCUCCGAAGACCAGAAGUUCGUGAUCUACGAAUAUGAUACUACCUAUGAGGAGCCCGCAGACGGCCAGAAGUGGGCGUCGGCCUACGCGAGUUGCCCUGGGAGUAACCGCAUUGCGACGCGCCUCAUAUACGGGCAUAGUCUUAAUGUGCCACACAUCACUGCGGGAAUGGUGAAGUUAGGAAACUUCCAUAUGACUGCCCGCAACCCCCGGCGAAUCACUUUCGAGUGGCUCCCAGUCAUUCAAGCCUUCUUCAAGGCCUAUCGAGAGUCCAUUUUGAUGGAGCAAUACAAGUACAUGACUCGCCACACCUACACCGCGAACCCACGCCCGUCUGAGCGAUUUACGGCAAGCACUCGUAAGACGAAUUACGAUGACGAGUAUCAUGAAAUCAUUGUUCCCCCCUUCCCGGGUGACGAUGUUUUCAGCCCCCCGGGCAUGGAAAUCUGUUAA